AUGACAGACGACAACAUACUUGAUGGUCUCCGAAUCGCCAAGCAAUACAACGUUGCCACGGCCUGCGUCAAGCCCUACCUCAUUCCCUUGGCGAAGAAAGAGCUUGAAGGCAGCGACGUGUUGAUCUGCCCGGUUAUCGGGUUCCCUCAUGGAAACAGCACCACAGAGGUCAAGAUAUUUGAGGCAGAGGGCGCUGCCCACGAUGGUGGCAAGGAGAUCGACAUGGUCGUCAAUAUUGGCAAGGUCCUGGGCGGCGACUGGGAGUACGUUUCCGAAGAAAUCCGGCAGAUCAACAACGCGGUCACCAAGCACGGCGCAAUUCUCAAAGUCAUCUUUGAGAACGAUUACUUGGAGGAGAAACACAUCAUUCGGCUCUGCGAGAUCUGCUCGGAAAUUGGUGUCGGCUUUGUCAAGACUUCGACGGGAUAUGGCUUCGUCAAGCAGUCCAACGGGAUGUACACCUACGCCGGAGCAACUGUACCGCAUCUGAAGCUCAUGAGAGAGCACACCAAGCCGGAAGUCCAGAUCAAGGCGGCUGGGGGUGUUCGGACGUUGGAUGAUUUGCUCCAUGUCAUGUCGCUGGGCGUGACCCGCAUUGGAGCGACGGCGACAGUUGCGAUCAUGGAAGCCGCAGUUGCGAGGGGAAUCACUGAUGAACCCACGACUGUCGAAUUCAAACCGAUCAGUAGCACUGCGACUGGAGGCUACUAA
Molecule: messenger RNA, 711 nt
Organism: Colletotrichum karsti
Lineage: Eukaryota; Fungi; Ascomycota; Sordariomycetes; Glomerellales; Glomerellaceae
Exons: 1
Coding region: 1-711 (236 amino acids)
Biological process (GO): deoxyribonucleotide catabolic process; carbohydrate catabolic process
Cellular component (GO): cytoplasm
Molecular function (GO): deoxyribose-phosphate aldolase activity
Source: RefSeq, a predicted model, not a curated record